Molecule: messenger RNA, 609 nt
Organism: Pyricularia oryzae 70-15
Lineage: Eukaryota; Fungi; Ascomycota; Sordariomycetes; Magnaporthales; Pyriculariaceae
Exons: 2
Coding region: 1-609 (202 amino acids)
Source: RefSeq, a predicted model, not a curated record
AUGGCAGAAAACAUCAUGUUUCACCAAUCGCAAUUUAUGCCGAUUUACCCCGGCGCGUUCCCCUUAGCCUACGUUGAGGAGCAGCUGGACGUCGCGCUGGAAGUCGCCGACGUGAUCGAGGGAUUGCUAGAUCAGAUUGUUGAGUAUACGCCCAAGAAUGGAACCUUGGCCACCAAGAAGAGCGCCCUCGAGACCAUGAGGAAAAUAUUUGAGACGACUUGUCUCAGUGGAGGCCAUACUGCGCACGAGGUACGCAAAAACUGCUACGGCUGGGGCGGUAAACUGCUCGAGGUCCUCGACGUCUGCUCAGACGAUGAGCUGGACGCCCUCGUGGAUGAUGAAUUGCUGGACAAGUUUGACGGGGUCGUGGACCUCGCUAUGGACCUCGGCAUUCUCUAUGAACUUCAGGAAGGUCUUGAUAUCCUUGAGGGUAAUUAUGACACCGAUGAUGAGAUGAACGAGGACGACGAUGGCUACGACGAUUCUGAUGACUAUGAUGAUCAUGACGACGGCGACAACUGUAAAAAUCACGAUGAUCAUUACAGUGAUGACUACCACAGCAACACCAGCGAUGACGAGUAUGACGAGUAUGACGACGACAAAUAUUGA